CCCUUUUUAGGCAGUGCAAUUUAAUGCAAACAUACCAUCCAGUCACAACUGUUCCGACAACCCCCUCCCUGUAUCCAACCAUUCCUACCUGGGAUAGAAACCAUUCCGCUGGGCCCGGGGUUAAGCAAUAUGCUCGCCUGCUCCGCCUCCAGAAUUCGCGUGGACGCCCACGGAACGAUCAGAGAGCGGCACAAGGGGCAUGGAACGUCAUCUCCCAACCGAAAAUGCAGGCUCGGACGAUUAUGGUGUGCCAUGCCGAUUGGCGAAGGACAUGCAACCCCCCUCACCAUCCCUUCUUCGCUUGGGAUACCGGUACUUAUCAUUAAGUUAUGUUCUUGUCGAUUGAAAGAAUAUAGAAGAGAGUUGGAUUCAUGAUCUUUGCUUUGCCUUUGCCCAUCGAAUUUUCAAGCAGCUAAACAAUGGCGUCGACCCAACCAGCAGCUGACGAUCUGGCGCCUAGCGCUAGCCCCAAAACAUCCCCAAGCGGGAGCCCGCUGAACGAGGAGCACGGCGAUACCGAUUCGGCAUAUGAUGAAGGUUCACUCAAUCUCUCGACGGCGUCGGUGCCAACGAGCGUGUAUCAGUAUCGAAAGGAGCAUGGCAGAACAUAUCAUGCGUAUAAAGAUGGGCAAUAUAAUUUCCCCAAUGAUGCGACGGAACUAGAUCGAUUAGAUCUCCAGCAUAUGAUAUUCCUCCUCACCUUCGACGGAAAGCUGCACAAUGCGCCUAUCAAGAAUGAUAUCCACCACGUUCUGGACGUUGGAUGUGGAACGGGUCUUUGGGCGAUGGAUUUUGCGGAUGCACAUCCGGAAACAAAAGUCCUUGGGAUUGACCUAAGCCCCGUUCAGGAUUCCUUUGUUCCUCCGAACCUCGAAUUUGAAGUAGACGAUGCGAAUGAGCAAUGGCUGUUCAAGAACAAAUUCGACUUCAUCUUCGCUCGACAACACCACAGUGCGAUCGAGGAAACGAAGCUGAUAGAUCAAGCUUUUGACAACCUCGAACCUGGUGGCUGGAUUGAAUUACAAGAGCUCUGCCUCCCUUGCGUCUCCGACGAUGGCACCCUCUUGUCUGACUCCGCGCUCCUUCGGUGUUUCAACCUUCUAGUCGAGGCAUCCAAGAAGAUCGGCCAACCAGCCGACUCCCCAAAGAAUUACGAGCCCGCGAUGCGCAAGCGUGGGUUCGUGAACGUGGAGAAGCAUGUGCACAAAUGGGCGACCAAUACCUGGCCCACCGACCCGAAGGAAAAGGAAAUCGGGAAAUGGACGAAGGAAAAUCUCUUUCAGGGAAUUCAGGGGUUUGCUCUGGCGCUGUUGACCAGGGUGUUGGGGUGGGGAGAGGAUGAAGUGGAGGUGUUGCUGAUGGACGUCCGAAAUGAAAUCAAGAAUACCGAAAUUCACGCAUAUUGGCCGUUGUAUGUUGUCUAUGGUCAGAAGCCAGAGAAUCCGACAGCAUAAAAAGUUGAUUCGGUUUCAAGGCCGUUAUGUACUGGACCAGAUCAGUAGCAGCACCGGAAAGGACAUGACGAAAUAGUGUAAAUAGCGUGGGAUACCCUCAUUUAGCAUGGAAUUGGACUCAAUGAAUUUGUGCACUGCUUUGAC
Molecule: messenger RNA, 1598 nt
Organism: Eremomyces bilateralis CBS 781.70
Lineage: Eukaryota; Fungi; Ascomycota; Dothideomycetes; Eremomycetales; Eremomycetaceae
Product: S-adenosyl-L-methionine-dependent methyltransferase
Exons: 9
Coding region: 420-1454 (344 amino acids)
Molecular function (GO): methyltransferase activity
Source: RefSeq, a predicted model, not a curated record